GUUUCACAAUGCAAUAUCAGCCUGAAAAAGCAGCGAAACAGAAGCAUCUUCAGCUCGUUCUUCUGCUGCUUCCGCAGCUACAGCGUCGAGCCGCCAACCUCCAAUAAUAACACCAGCCCGCUGCCUCCGCUGGUGGAAGAAAAAAUGGCGGCGUUCAAAAGGGUGAUCAGACGCAAGUCAUUACCAUUCCUACUCCACCUACUAAAUACCUCCUUCCAGAGCUGAAAGUGUCCGAUUAUGGCAAGAAGUGCGUGGUCAUUGAUCUGGAUGAAACCUUAGUACACAGUUCAUUUAAGCCAAUUAACAAUGCUGACUUUAUUGUUCCUGUGGAAAUUGAUGGAACAAUACAUCAGGUGUACGUAUUGAAGAGACCGCACGUAGAUGAAUUCCUUCAGAAGAUGGGCGAGUUGUUUGAGUGCGUCCUGUUCACGGCCAGCCUAGCGAAGUAUGCCGACCCUGUGGCUGACUUGCUGGAUCGCUGGGGUGUGUUUAAGGCGAGACUCUUCCGAGAAUCCUGCGUGUUCCACAGAGGAAACUACGUGAAAGAUCUGAGUCGUCUAGGAAGAGAGCUGAGCAAGGUCAUCAUAGUGGACAACUCGCCAGCGUCCUACAUCUUCCACCCGGAGAAUGCGGUCCCAGUGCAGUCCUGGUUUGAUGACAUGUCGGAUACAGAAUUGCUCGAAUUGAUUCCCUUCUUUGAAGGGCUAAGCAAAGAAGAGAACGUUUACAACAUGCUGCAUAAACUUUGCACCAGGUAG
Staurois parvus is the source of this 758-nucleotide messenger RNA. Lineage: Eukaryota; Metazoa; Chordata; Amphibia; Anura; Ranidae. The record is from the annotation of a GenBank genome assembly.